Messenger RNA from Leptonychotes weddellii (Weddell seal), 439 nucleotides. It is a transcript of the gene SLIRP, whose product is annotated as SRA stem-loop interacting RNA binding protein. NCBI's taxonomy places the organism in Eukaryota, Metazoa, Chordata, Mammalia, Carnivora, Phocidae. Gene Ontology annotation, molecular function: RNA binding. The record is from RefSeq and is a predicted model, not a curated record.
CCCAGAUUCGCCAGAGUCUUCCGGGGUCGCGACCACAGGUCACAGAACCCCUCGAUCUAAAAAUGGCGGCUUCUGCAGUGAGGGGUGCUGUGGCGCUGCGUACGAGUAUUAGCCGGCCCGUGGCUUUUGUCAGAAAAAUUCCCUGGACCGCGGCCUCGAGUGAGCUGAGAGAACACUUUGCACAGUUUGGCCAUGUACGAAAGUGCACUGUACCCUUUGACAAAGAGACUGGAUUUCACAGAGGUAUGGGUUGGAUUCAGUUUUCUUCAGAAGAAGAACUUCAGAAUGCACUACAGCAAGAAAAUCAUAUUCUUGAUGGAGUAAAGCUCCACGUUCAAGCUCAAAGACCAAAAGUUUUGCAAGGGGAUCAAACAUCUGAUGAAGAGAAAGAUUUUUGAGACUAUUACUACCUAUUAAAGUAAACAAAAUUAAAAAUUUU